AAGCUUGGGAACGCGCAAACUGCCAGUGUUCUCUGUCCACGCUGGCCUGUUGGCGUGUGCGAAUGUGUCAUGUGUGAAUAAAAACGUGUAAAUGUUGUGUGUGUUAAUUAUUUAAUGAAUUUUUAGUAAUUUUAGAAAAGAGAAGCGUUCUUUUAUAACAUUUAAUACAACCAUUUUAAGAAUUAUUUUUUUGUUAUUUUUGAAGAAAACUGUGAUAUAAUUGUAGAAAAUGGACGAUAAUACAGAAGCUCAAGCGCAGGCGCAUAAUCUGCUUGGGCAGAAAACUCCGAAACAACCAAAGGUUGUGGAUAACGCGUUCACUAGGACUUUGCGAUCAUGUUGUUUCAUCCCUCAACGCUACAUACUCGGAGUGAUGGGCCUUCUCGGAGUCUGCAAUGCCUACACUAUGAGGGUGUGUUUGAACUUGGCUAUCACUCAGAUGGUGAUACCGUUCCACAAGAACGAAUCAGACUCUAACAAUAAUAACACUGAACUAAUAUGCGAAAACGACCCGAUUCCUGCCAACACUACUGUCUUUAUAAGUCCAUACGCAACACAAACCUGGGACCAGGCCACUCAGGGUCUAAUCCUCAGUGGUUUCUACUACGGUUACGCCGCCACUCAAGUCCCCGGAGGCUAUCUGGCCGAGAAGUGGGGCGGCAAGUGGACCUUAGGCGUAGGUCUACUAAGCACAGCUCUGUUCACCUUCCUUACUCCGUGGGUCAUCCGUAUGGGUAAUGGAGGCUGGGGUGGGCUGUUCGCUCUUCGUGUGCUUCAAGGAAUGGGAGAGGGUCCCACGAUGCCAGCUCUCAUGAUCAUGCUGGCCCGAUGGGUGCCCCCACACGAGCGCUCGUUCCAAGGCGCCCUCGUCUUCGGUGGUGCUCAGAUCGGCAACAUCUUCGGCUCCUUCAUGUCCGGCAUCCUAUUGUCAGAUGGCCAAGAUUGGGCCAACGUGUUCUAUUUCUUUGGUGGCUUUGGUCUGCUAUGGUUUGUUUUGUGGAGUUUAUUCUGCUACAGCACACCGAACACGCAUCCCUUUAUCUCAAAGAAGGAGCUCAGCUAUCUGAACGCCAACGUGACAACGGCCGACCACAAGGCCGCCAAGGACCCGGUGCCAUGGAAGGCUAUACUGAGAUCGUGGCCCGUGUGGGCGUUAGUUUGUGCCGCAGUUGGCCACGACUGGGGCUACUACACUAUGGUCUCAGACUUACCAAAGUACUCUCACGACGUCCUCAAAUACAACAUCGCGACCACCGGUUUGCUGACCGCUCUGCCCUAUGCCGCUAUGUGGAUAAGCUCCUUUAUCUUCGGAUUUGUGUGCGACCUGUGCAUUAAAAAGGGUUGCCAUACGAUCAAAACUGGAAGGAUCAUCCAUACAACUAUAGCUGCAACGGGCCCCGCGAUAUGCAUCGUUCUUGCGUCGUACGCAGGAUGUAACCGGGAUCUCGCCAUGGCCUACUUUGUCCUCUCCAUGGCUUUGAUGGGAGGAUUCUACAGCGGAAUGAAGGUGAACGCGCUAGAUUUGGCGCCGAACUAUGCCGGCACGCUAACGUCUCUGGUUAACACCACGUCUACCUUCGCCGGGAUCGCCACUCCCUUCCUUAUCGGACUGUUAACCCCUAAUUCAACUCUAAGCGAGUGGCGCGUCGCCUUCUGGGUGUGCUUCGCCGUGCUGGUCGGCACCAACGUGGUGUACUGCAUCUGGGCGGACGGCAAGCAGCAGUGGUGGGACGACGUGCGGCAGUUCGGCUACCCGCCGAACUGGAACCACGGCCCGCUUGUCAGAGACACCGUGCCUGACCAGGAAGCCGUUAUGACGAAAAUGACCCGCAAGAGUGGCGACGAUGACGUUUAUUAACGAUUACUCAUUUGUGGAAACAUUGAACAUCAUUAUAAUUUACUUUAUGACAUUCGCCAAUGAGGGCUACCGUUUUUGUGCUCACCAGUUGACGCCACUGUAGAUGUAGGACCAGAAAAAGAGAUCUCAAAAUUCUUCUAUGUUUAUUUUUAUAAAAUCAAUACGUUACACGAAGGUUUUUAACGUCUAAAGUUGCCACUUUUUUUUAAACACUAACAUUUUAAUAAAUAGAAAGCUAUACAAGUAUCUAUUGUUACCCAUGAAUCAUGAUUAAUCAAAUAUUUACCACAAUUAUGAAUAAGCAGUGAAAAUUCCGGAUAAAUAAGCUUUAAACCCCCAAAACUUCUAUGCAUUUGACAUUUUGAAAGACCUCCGUCUACACUAGCGCCCCUAGCGGCGAAAUUAGACGCGGUAGGCCUCAUUAGACGAAUGGAAAUGCCCCUUACGCAGCGUACUAUGUAGGCGAACAACACGCGAACGCGAAGCGAAGCGAUGCGGCGCGGGGUGAAUCAAUCCUUUGAUACCUAUAGAAGUGUCCUACGUGGGCGAUCUCGUUGCGAACGCGAACGCCGUGGGCCCGCCGUUGAGUGGUUCGCUUACGGAAGACGCUGCGUUAUUGUUGUGGACACAAAAUGAUGACUUCAGAGUAGGUAUAUUACAUAUUUAUAAAUAGGUGUAAGGACUGUAAGGUGCGCUGGGGUAAGAUUUAAAGGGUUUUUCAUGCGGGGUAAGAUGAAAAGUCGCCCGUUAUGCUUCGGCAUACAGACGAUUUUUUGUCUUACACCUCAUGAAAAACCCUUUCAAUCUUACUCCAAUGCAUAGAUUAUAGGUAUUUGUUAAAUACUUUUUAUUCCUGAGUCUUGUUUUUUAAGAGUGUCUUUAUCUGUAUGAGGAUGUUGUCGUCUAGUAGCUGCUAUACAAAAUGUAUGUAGUAAAAUUUUAGUUUACUGUGGAAUUAAGUUACGCGCAAUAUUGCCAUAGAUAUUAUAUAAGGGCACAUAAUCAUUACCAUAAGGGCACACAGUGCCCCCAUCCUCAAGGGGCCCGUAGGACAGACAGUAACUUUGAUUACCCAUAAUAAACAGAAGAUCAGAGUAAAAAAAUGUUAGUUUUUUCGUUUUCUUUACUUUGCAAAAGGGCCCAAGCAUAGUUUAAGACGGCCUUGGAUAUUCUGUCACCUCUCCUAAGUUAUCAAGUGCCAAAUUUACUCCUCAAGAACCAACACAAUCAAUACCUAUGUAUUUUGUUUGCACUUAAGUAUUCGAUUUUCAGCGUUCCUUGUUUAUUCAGGAACUCUGAGGUAACUAACUCCUUUUUAAUAUCUACUCCAAAAGGUAGACAAUGGGUGCCAUGCACAAGAAAGGUGUUAAAAUGUAUGAAUAAUACUUAUAAUUUAGAUAACAAAAAAAAAACAAGUCCAUUCAUAAUAGUUCGCGAUCAGCAACGCAGGCUUCGUCAAGUGCUUACAAAAACAAGUCAGCUACAGGCCUCGUCAACUACUUAUUUAAAGUACUUAUUGAGUCAAAGAUUAAUCUAUUCCGUACUUUAUCUUACUAUUAUCUAUUUUACUGAUAACA
This is a messenger RNA of Cydia strobilella, 3435 nucleotides long. RefSeq names its product putative inorganic phosphate cotransporter. The coding region runs from base 230 to 1858 and encodes 542 amino acids. Gene Ontology annotation, biological process: monoatomic anion transport; transmembrane transport. The record is from RefSeq and is a predicted model, not a curated record. Lineage: Eukaryota; Metazoa; Arthropoda; Insecta; Lepidoptera; Tortricidae. The transcript is spliced from 9 exons. Gene Ontology annotation, cellular component: plasma membrane. Gene Ontology annotation, molecular function: transmembrane transporter activity.